AUGGGCGGCGAGACGUCCUCCCGUGUCAUGUCCUCAUAUCCCAAGCUUGCCGCCCGUCCCAUCGCGCAGAAAAUCAGCAACAUAUAUACGGACCGUUUACGCCAAUUUACCUCUGGCGGGCAAUAUGAGAAGCAAUCCCUUCUUGCCAAGCUAUAUCACAAUAUCUGUGACGACGAGGAGCAUGUGAAACUCUCUGUCUACUCCCCGCCAAAUCUGACCCGGCCAACCUUCAAAGAUGCGACUUCGCAUAGUUUCAGGCCUACUCACCGCGGCGAAUACUUUGGCCCUUCAUGGUCUACCCAUUGGUUCAAGAUCCAACUCACCGUCCCCGAGGCCAUGCGAGAUGGCGAACAUCUGGAGUUUCACUGGGACGCGAACAAUGAGGGCAUGGUAUGGACACACGACGGAGACCCUCUACAAGGCUUGACUGGCGGUGGCGACCGUACGGAAUGGAUCCUACCCUCGAGCUGGCGAGACGGAAAAGAGCACACCUUCUAUAUUGAGAUGGCCUGCAAUGGGAUGUUUGGCAAUGCCCCCGGUGGGGACAGCAUCCAACCCCCAGACCCAAAUAAAUACUUUGCGCUGUCAAAGGCCCAGAUUGUUGAUGUCAACCUUGCGGCCCGGCAGUUGUAUGUCGAUUUCUGGAUCAUCGGAGACGCAGCCAGGGAAUUUCCAGGCGACAGCUGGCAAAGGCAUGAAGCCUUACAGGUCGGCAACCAGAUCAUUGAUGCAUUUAUCGCGGGAGAAGGCUCCACUGCCUCCAUCCAAGAGGGCCGUGAGAUCGCUCAGAGAUAUCUCGGUAAAAAUAUCGACUCUGCAAAGGUUUACGAGUCGGACGAGAAAAGUAUUGUGUUCGCCAUCGGACACUGCCACAUUGACACCUGUUGGCUUUGGCCCUGGGCCGAAACCAAACGCAAGGUGGCAAGAAGUUGGUCGAACCAAUGUGAUCUUUUGGACCGAUAUCCCGAACAUCGAUUUGCAUGCAGCCAAGCACAACAGUACAAGUGGCUGAAGACGUACUAUCCAUUUGUUUUUGACCGAGUCAAGGCAAAGGUCAAGGAAGGCCGAUUCCAGCCGAUCGGUGGAAGCUGGGUUGAGCACGACACCAACAUGCCUAGCGGAGAGUCCUUGGUCCGACAGUUUCUCUACGGCCAACGAUUCUUUGAGAGCAACUUUGGCGAGAGAUGCCAGACCUUCUGGCUUCCAGAUACAUUUGGAUAUUCUGCUCAACUACCUCAAAUUUGUCGCUUAGCUGGGAUGUCGUAUUUCUUCACCCAGAAACUGAGUUGGAACAAUAUCAACAACUUCCCACACACCACAUUCAACUGGGUCAGCUUGGAUGGAAGUCAAGUCAUUUGCCAUAUGGCCCCUAGUGAGACGUACACGGCGGACGCGCAUUUUGGAGAUGUGAAGAGGAGCGUGUCUCAACACAAGAGCAUGGACCAGGACAACACCUCCCUCCUCGUGUUUGGCAAGGGAGAUGGUGGCGGAGGUCCCACAAGAGACAUGCUCGAAAAAUUGAGGAGGUGCCGCGGGCUGAGUGACACCGUCGGGUUACUCCCACGGGUCAAGAUGGGCAACUCGGUGGACGAUUUCUUCGCCAAUCUCGAGAGGAAGGCUGCAGAAGGCACCCAAUUCGUUACCUGGUACGGGGAGCUCUACUUUGAACUUCAUCGAGGCACAUACACGACUCAGGCCAACAACAAACUCAACAAUCGAAAACAAGAGAUCAUGCUGCAUGACAUUGAAUACCUGGCGACGUUGGCCAGCUUGAAGAGCAAAAGCUACAAGUACCCCAAAAAGGAGAUUGAUGAGAUUUGGGAGAAGGUGCUGUUAUGUCAGUUCCAUGACUGCCUUCCAGGCAGCUCGAUUGAGAUGUGCUACGAUGACUCCGAUGCCCUGUACGCUCACAAUGCGAAACUAGGAGAGAAGGUAAAAGAGGAAGCACUCACCGUCCUUGGCCUCUCAGGACACAUCAAAGCUAACGCCGAAAUGGUGGCUGUCAACACAGCUCCGUGGAAGCGAUCGGAACUGGUUCCUAUUCCGAACGCUCAGGCGAAGUCGCCGCAGCAGCAGCAGUAUACUUUUGUCUCCGGCGGCCCAGGUGUCGUCAAGACUCAUGCAGCUUCGGCCAUCCAAUCCACAGCAUCUGUGGAGGAGACGAGGAAGGGCGUGUUUGUGCUCAAGAACAGCCUGUUCCACGUGGAAGUCGAGGCAGGCUGCAUCACAUCGCUCAUUGAUUUGAAAGCUGAUCGCGAAGUUAUUGCCAAAGGUGGUAAAGGUAACCAGCUGGUUAUCUUUGACGAUAAACCGCUAUAUUGGCAAGCUUGGGAUGUGGAAGUUUUCCACCUGGACUCUAGAAAAGAGCUGAGCUCAGGACCGUCUGAAAUUGUUGAAGAUGGACCGUUCCGAGUCAGUGUGGCUACGAAGACACAAAUCAGCAAAGACAGCUGGGUAACAACCACAAUCAGUCUCGAUGCCAGUGACGGCCAGAGUGAGUCUGGCUAUGUGUCUGUGGCAGCGGAAGUCGAAUGGCACGAGACCAUGAAGUUCUUGAAGGUUGAAUUUCCCGUGGAUGUGGUCAACACUGAGGCAAGCUACGAAACGCAAUACGGGAUCAUUCGCCGUCCCACCCACUACAAUACCAGCUGGGACAUGGCGAAAUUUGAAGUCUGCUGCCACAAGUUUGCCGACCUUUCAGAAUCCGACUACGGAGUUUCGGUUCUGAAUGACUCCAAGUACGGAUUUGCGACGUGUGGCAACCUCAUGCGCUUGUCCUUGUUGCGCGCUCCCAAGGCCCCAGAUGCACACGCCGACAUGGGUCGACACCACAUCAAAUGGGCGAUCUUGCCACACCAAGGCGCGCUGAGCAGCACUACCGUUCGAGCUGCAUACAACUUCAACCAUCCUCUCAGACUAGCCUCGUUGGUGGACGACAAGCCGGCGAAAGAACUCUUCAACGCUGUUCAUCUAACAGGAGCGAAAUCACUUGUUCUGGAUUGUGUCAAGCGUGGAGAGGACGACGAGGACGUAUCGCGAGGAGACUUGGCACAACGGUCUGGCCAGAGCGUAAUCCUGAGGAUUUACGAGAGUCUCGGGGGCAAGAGUAGGGGGACCAUCGAGACCACGCUGCCGGUCAAGAAGGUCUACAAGACCAAUGUUCUGGAGGAUGAUCUGGAAACACUGGAGGUAUCUGGCAAGAACAAGAUUAGCAUUGCCAUUGAGCUGCGACCGUUUGAGGUGGCAACCUUUAGGUUGCAGUUGUGA
This is a messenger RNA of Capronia epimyces CBS 606.96, 3267 nucleotides long. RefSeq names its product alpha-mannosidase. The transcript is spliced from 3 exons. Bases 1 to 3267 code for a protein of 1088 amino acids. Gene Ontology annotation, biological process: oligosaccharide catabolic process; mannose metabolic process. Lineage: Eukaryota; Fungi; Ascomycota; Eurotiomycetes; Chaetothyriales; Herpotrichiellaceae. The record is from RefSeq and is a predicted model, not a curated record. Gene Ontology annotation, cellular component: fungal-type vacuole membrane. Gene Ontology annotation, molecular function: alpha-mannosidase activity; carbohydrate binding.